AUGUUAGCUCGAGUCGAGAGUCGAGAGCCCUGUGGCGAUAUUGCCUCAGCAGAGACGGAUGGCUCUCUGAAUGUAGUGCACGCAUCCGAGGACUUGAGGAAAAAACUUUGGGCUUCUGGCGGAAUCCACACGAUCUUUGCGGACAGCCUAGACUUUUGGCCGGAUUUGUACGGGACGUCCGGGAUCAGCGAGUCGAGCUCCAGACUCUACCAGCCUGGCGACAUUAAAAUUGAACUGGGAACAGUGUUUUUACUGAUGCUACAGCUGUUAAUUGUUACUACUGAUAAAGCUGUCAUUUCGGCUGUUGCUACAGCUGUUGUUACUGCUGUUACAGCUGUUGUUCCUGUUGGUAAUGCUGCUGCUGCUACAGCUGUUGUUCCUGUUGGUAAUGCUGCUGCUGCUACAGCUGUUGUUCCUGUUGGUAAUGCUGCUGCUGCUACAGCUGUUGUUCCUGUUGUUAAUGCUGCUGCUGCUACAGCUGUUGUUCCUGCUGUUAAUGCUGCUGCUGCUGCUACAGCUGUUGUUCCUGUUGUUAAUGCUGCUGCUGCUACAUCUGUGGUGCGGUCUAGGCUGGCGAUAAUUGAGCUCGACAUUGAAGCUGCAGACUCUUUUAUCGCGUCUUUGCUUGGCCCUCCCCUUAACGCCCGCCUCGAGCUGAACAUUACCGAGCUGUCGUCUCAAGCUGCCGAGUUUGAUGACAACCAUCUUUUCUGA
Messenger RNA from Hyalella azteca, 714 nucleotides. RefSeq lists its product as uncharacterized. Lineage: Eukaryota; Metazoa; Arthropoda; Malacostraca; Amphipoda; Hyalellidae. Bases 1 to 714 code for a protein of 237 amino acids. The transcript has 6 exons. The record is from RefSeq and is a predicted model, not a curated record.